Messenger RNA from Pundamilia nyererei, 3622 nucleotides. RefSeq names its product tripartite motif containing 46b (gene trim46b). Gene Ontology annotation, cellular component: main axon. NCBI's taxonomy places the organism in Eukaryota, Metazoa, Chordata, Actinopteri, Cichliformes, Cichlidae. Gene Ontology annotation, biological process: anterograde synaptic vesicle transport; neuron migration; microtubule bundle formation. The record is from RefSeq and is a predicted model, not a curated record. Gene Ontology annotation, molecular function: zinc ion binding; protein binding. The coding region runs from base 330 to 2696 and encodes 788 amino acids. The transcript has 12 exons.
CGUAGGGGGAGGGAUGCCUGCGUGAGGAAUAAAGCCACAGGCAUCUUUUAGUAGUAGCUAUUCGGCGUGGAUGUACUCGUAAAUUAAGAACAAAUUCAGAUUUUUUUUUUCCAGAAAGCGUUUUGUUUUUAUGCCUAAAAUCAGCACACGGUGCUUCUUAUCAGUCGGUAAUUAACGCGCGUAAAAAUGUCCAAAUUAAACAUCUAAUAGAAAAAAAUAAUAUUAAUAUCAAAAACGCUUCUAUAUUCGAGACCUAUUUUCGGCAUAUUUCGCGUUCUUAAUAUGUGUUACAUGGCCAUCGGCCUGGACACACCACAAUCUAUUUCCAGAUGAUGAAAACAGGGGGAAGCUAUGCUCUUAAAAUGGCAGAGAUGGAUUUAAAAACAGCCACAUCAGCGAUGGAAGCCUUGGUUCGCGCCACCUCUAACAUGAAGAGCCUGGAGCAUGAGUUGCAUUGCCCCGUGUGUAAGGAAAUAGUUAAACAGCCUGUGGUCCUGCCAUGCCUGCACAGCGUCUGUCUCUUGUGUGCCUCCGAGGUCUUGGUAGCAAAUGGAUACCCGCCUCCAGAGCUUCCACCAGAACCCAACUCACCAGCCUCCACACCCAACACCCGUUCACCUCGUCAGGCACGCAGGCCCACACCUAAAAAUGAACAACGGCCCAUCGACCGCGUGCUGCGUUCAGGUCCACACCCCCCUUCACCAUCCAUGCCACGGUCUCCCGGUUAUGGGACGUACCCAGGUAGACGCCGUAAGGAAGGUCCACCCUUGGUGAUGAUGUUCCCCUGUAUCCCCUGCGGCAGAGAUGUUGAGCUGGGAGAGAAAGGCCUUACUGACUGUCUGCGCAACCUCACCUUGGAGCGUAUAGUGGAGAGGUACAGACACACGGUGAGUCUGGGCAGUGUGGCUGUGAUGUGCCAAUUCUGUAAGCCGCCUCAAACUCUGGAAGCCACCAAGGGCUGUGCUGACUGCAGGUCUAAUUUCUGCAAUGAGUGUUUCAAACUCUAUCACCCAUGGGGAACGCCACGGGCGCAGCAUGAGCACAUCCAGCCUACACUCAACUUCAGACCAAAGGUGCUGACUUGUCCAGAACACGACCAGGAGAAGCUGCAGUUCUAUUGUCGGUCAUGUCAGCGGCUGCUCUGCCCCCUCUGCAAACUGCGCCGCAUUCACACCGGACAUAAAAUCCUUCCAGUGGCCCAGGCGUACCAAGCGCUGAAGGAGAAGAUUACAAAGGAGAUGAACUACAUUCUGUCCAACCAGGACACAGUUUUGGCUCAGAUUACCCAGCUGGAAAGUUCCAUCACACAGACUGAGGUAAACAGUGUGUCGGCCAGAGAGCAGCUGGCUCAGAGCAUCAGGGAUUUGACGGCCGCCCUCGCCGAGCGUCACGCUUCGCUCACCCAUGCUCUGGAGGGGGCACGGCAGAAACGAGGCGAGGCACUGGCUGCUCAAGUGGCGGAGAGACGUGGCUUGUUGGAACACCGCCGCUCUCUCUGUUUUCACUGCACUAGGCUGAGUAAAGCAAUUGAGAAUCUGCAACAUUUCACACUAGCGGCCGAUCCAUCAUUCAGACACUUCCAGCUGGACGUCUCCAAAGAACUUAAACUCCUGACAGAGUUGAACUUCAUCCAGGUGCCCUUGGCUCCAGUGAUCGAUACCCAGCGUAGUCUGGCCUACGACCAGCUGUUCUUGUGCUGGCGACUGCCCCUGGAGUCUGCACCAUCCUGGCACUUUUCUGUAGAGUAUCGCCGUCGUGGUGUAGUACCAGGAGGAGCGUCCAGAGGUGGGAUCAGAGGAGGACUGGCUGCUGCACGCUGGGGCUGGCAGCGAUUGGACGAAGUGAGUGGAAGCAGUGCUGUGAUUGACAGGUUGGAAAUGGACAGCGUGUACGUGCUGCGGGUGAGAGGCUGCAACAAGGCGGGCUACGGAGAGUACAGUGAGGAGGUGUACCUGCACACCCCGCCUGCACCAGUGCUUAACUUCUACCUGGACUCUCGCUGGGGUCUCCAUGCCGACCGCCUGGUGGUCAGCAAAGAGCAGCGUUGUGCCCGCAGUGUUCCUGGUCUCUCUCUGCUGCAGGCUGCCGACCACGCCCUAACUUCCUGUCACCUGACUUCUGACCUACUUGUAGGGGAUGUAGCCAUUACACAAGGACGGCACUACUGGGCAUGCUCAGUGGAGCCUGGGUCUUACCUUGUGAAGGUGGGAGUGGGCCUGGAGUCCAAACUGCAGGAGUGGUUUCACCUUCCACAAGACAUGGCCAGUCCCCGCUACGACCCAGACAGCGGCCAUGACAGCGGCGCAGAGGAUGCCCUGGAUUCUGCGCCGCCCUUCUGCUUUCUGACUAUGGGGAUGGGUAAAAUCUACCUGCCGCAGCACAGCUACCACCAUCAACAGCGGGACACCAACAGCAACGGCCAUUCAUCGCCCGCUGGCCUCACUUACCCGCUGCCGCCCCGGCUCGGUGUGUGCCUUGACUUUGAGAAAGGGCGCGUCACGUUCUACGAUGCCCAUUCCUUGCGGCCUCUUUGGGAAGGCCACGUGGAUUGCACCGGCCCCGUGUGCCCCGCUUUCUGUUUCAUUGGUGGAGGGGCCCUACAGCUUCAAGAGCUGGUAGCCAAUCGCAACGCAGAUCAGACUCCGGUCAGACGGGUGACCAUCCAGCCGCGAGUUUCCAAUUUAAAUAAUGGCUGAUCUGAAGUUGGUAAUCGGGAAUGUAUUUGGUUAAUUUGUGAAGUAUUUACAAAGCUAGAGCGAAAAGUUAGACAUCUCAGCGACUUUGGUUUGUAUUUAAUUUUCUUCUACAAGAAAAUGUUUCUAUAGCAACAAAUAUGCAAUGUAAUUAUGUUUCUUACAUUUUUGUUACAUGCAGUUUUGCAAGAGUUACUGCUUAAGUAGUGUCUGGACUAUCCAGCACCUGAUAUGUAAUUAUAUCUUUGAUGCUUGCACUUGUAGCCAGGCUAUACUGCAUACAUUUAUAAUGCUAAUGUAUACAUAGCUUCACACAGUGUCGUCUUUCAUGUAGAAGCUUUUAUUCUGUCAUUUCGUGUCCUUAAUGGUUCUCUUUUGUUUCAGAGAUAUGAACAUUAUGUGAAUACAAAAGAGCUUUUAUUGCAUCUAUAACUAAAUCUGUGUUUAACCACAGCUAAUGCUAGUCAUUCAGCCAUUAUGAUCCCAACCAAAGUGAUUGUUUUUCUGGGAUGUAAAUGUGGUAAAUUAGAGGUAGAGAGGAACAAUGAGGCAAUACUGUAAUUAGAGGCUCCAAUUAUACCUCUGCUGCACAGCUAAUCACUAGUUUCCACACUUCUGUUUGUGCAUCGCUGUUUUGGAUUUCAAAUAGUCUGAUGUUUGUCUGUGUGUGUGCGUGAGUGUAUGUGUGUGCAUUUGGGUGUUUAAUUCCCUGUUUUCACGGGGGCGUGUGGCUUGACUGAUAACGGCACCGACUGGCAGAUAGUGAAAACUUGUUUUCUCGCACACAAUACUUUGGAUUUUUUUCCCCCAACCUUGCUUGAUUGUAAGUUAAUGAGCAGCGCUUCUCAUGAAAAGAAACAGAAGAUUAACGUGUAAACUUCGUCUGCUGACAGAAUGUUUGCAAAAGAAAAAUGGAUUAAGGAAGGAAA